UACACUAUUUUAGCACCCCCCAAACAUACACAAUGCAAACAACAGUGGCAUCAGAAUACUCUAAUGAGAUCCAUUCGGUCCCAAUCGAGCACAGAUUCAAUCCAUAUUCCGACAAUGGGGGUACCGUGUUAGGUAUCGCCGGAGAAGAUUUUGCCGUUUUGGCAGGAGACACAAGACAAGUAGAAGGAUAUUCCAUCCAAUCGCGGUACGAGCCCAAGAUCUUUGACGUGGGUGACAAUAUUGUCAUGACUGCCAAUGGGUUUGCUGCCGACGGAGUAGCAUUGAUAGACAAAUUCCGUCAACAAUUGAAGUGGUACAAGUUUGACAAUUUUGGGGGAAAGUUGGAAAUAAAAAGUGCAGCCAGAUAUAUUCAACAUUUGUUAUAUGGCAAGCGAUUCUUUCCUUACUACGUGAGUACUUUGAUUGCUGGAUUAGAUGAAGAAGGUAAGGGAGCGGUAUAUUCAUAUGACCCUGUCGGUUCGUAUGAACGAGAACAAUGUAGGGCUGGUGGGGCUGCCGCCAGUUUAAUAAUGCCGUUCUUGGAUAAUCAAGUCAAUUUCAAGAAUCAGUUUAUCCCAGGAACCGACGGAAAGGAAAAGAAACCAUUAAAGUAUUUAACGUUGGAAGAAGUUAUCGAAUUGGUUAGAGAUGCAUUCUCUUCCGCUACUGAAAGACACAUUUAUGUUGGUGAUGGAUUAGAAAUUAAAAUUGUUACUAAGGAUGGAGUAAGAACUGAGUACUAUCCAUUGAAGAGGGAUUAGAUUAGUCGGUAUAGAAAUACACACAGCACCCUUUAUUAAAAAAAAAUAAAAGUCUAUACACUUAAACAGGUAACUCAAACUUCUUUCCCUUCAUAACCUUGGUGUAAUAAAUGUAAAAGAAAUCAGAGUAGAUAGCCGUUUGUAAAAGACCAGUCAAUACAGAAACAUAAUCGAAGUGAUCUUCAACGUAAUAUCUGUAAAUCCAAUUGGGAAUGUACAAAGCACGAUAGAUCCCCAAGGCAAAGAUAUAAUGACUGGUAAUAUUUUCAGCCUCUCCAGUACGUUGCAAAAUGAACAAUUGUGGUAAAAUAGCUACGGCUUCUAACCAAAGUGAAAAUGACCACAAUAUUUCCAUAGGGGUGUAUUUAUGGGUGAAAAUCACGGCCGCCACUGCUGAAGGCCCCACGAGAUACUUGAUUGGAAAUGUGUCAAUGUCGGCCUUGAUGGUCUUUUGGUAUUUGUAAACCAUAACGUAGACGGUGUAUAAUGACGAUCCGAUGAAAAAAACUUUCAAUAUGGAGUUAUAAAGGGAAAAGAACUUGGUGAACAAGUUCAAGUAUCUUGUAAAGUAAACAAGAACAUAUAAUACUUGGGUUUUUAACGACAACCCAUUGAUGGAUUUGUUGGUUUCAAUGGCAUAAAGCAAUAUGAAUAUACUGGCCAAAUGGGAAAGGUCUCCAAAGAAUCGAAAGAUAUUCAUGGUGUUGGAUAUGUGCUAUGUUAUGUUAUGUAGAUCUAUAAACUUGUUUAGGUGUUGUAUUGCUGAUUUUUUUUCCGUUCUAGACACCUCAGACGUUUUUCUGGGACGGACAAUUUUUGCUGGUAUGUGCUAUAUACAGGAAACAGACACCGCCGUCAAGCCACGAAACAGCCACAAUCAAGGGUAUUAUAAUUCAAUUUGCUGUAACAAGAUUUGGUAUUGUUCUUCUUCCAGGAGGUUUCCGUCACUAACAUCACUUUGCUUAAGGUUCAUUCCUUUUCUUUGGAAUAAAUGCCCCUGGUAUUCGAGAUAUUGCAAGUUAAAGUUAUGUAACUCGUCGGUAUUCUUAAACCAUGGUAGCUUGUCCUGGCCAGUGAUGAACAGUACUAUCUCUUUGUCGUCCAAUUUGGGUUUGAUUUGAUGAGAAGUGGUGUGGUAUGUUUGAAAUUGUCCAUUUUUAACAUUAAAGUACAUCAUACUGGGGAAAGUGUUGAUUUCAUAGCGUGCGAAAAUGUCUGAAUCGGUGAAUUUUUCAAUGUCAACCAAGGCGAAAUCGGUAGUUCUAGCAUAUGAUGAUUGUGCUGUUUCUUGAUAAAAAUGGGCUGGAUAUUCCCAGUCUCUCCAUUCGGGGAUGUAUCCACCAGUAAACACCACCAAUUUGUUCUUUUUGUUUUUUGUUUGGACAAAUUUGUCAAAUUCCGUCAGAUUUGUAAUCGUCUUUAUGGGAGACACGAAAUUGUCAUAGUUGGGCUUGACAUUGGCCUUUGCUUCUAAAAACUCAAUCAAGGUGGUCAAAUCUCUGUUUGCAUCAUAAGUGAAUAUCUCCUUGGUUUUGUAUUCAAGUAGUUUUAAUGUAGGAUAGUGUUGCACCUUGAACAACUCGCUUAACCGUUUAUUCUUUCUUGCGUUCGUCUUGAUCACUUGGAACGCGUCCGGCUUACUGAUAUUGUUAAACAAUACACUCAAGUUGUCAAAUACGGGAUUGAACUUGGCACAGUAUUUACAUGUAUCUGAGUAAAAGUAAAUAAAUGAAAACUCGGAUCUUUCCAAUGUAGGUACAAUUGACCCAUCGUCAAACUCAAUAAUAAAAUCACUAACCUGGCCACUUACGGAGUGAACGGUUAAAUUCCAUAAUAGCAAACAAAGAAGAAAGAAAUGCAUGCCAAAAACCUUAAAUAAUAUCGUAAGUCACAAACACGUUGUCGUAUUCUUUGUUGAAACAAAGUAGGCUCCAGUACUUAGACUCCAAAUUUACUG
Messenger RNA from Spathaspora passalidarum NRRL Y-27907, 2718 nucleotides. Its product is annotated as proteasome core particle subunit beta 6. Gene Ontology annotation, cellular component: proteasome core complex. The record is from RefSeq and is a predicted model, not a curated record. Bases 33 to 761 code for a protein of 242 amino acids. The transcript has a single exon. NCBI's taxonomy places the organism in Eukaryota, Fungi, Ascomycota, Pichiomycetes, Serinales, Debaryomycetaceae.